Messenger RNA from Telopea speciosissima, 520 nucleotides. Its product is annotated as succinate dehydrogenase subunit 7B, mitochondrial-like. The record is from RefSeq and is a predicted model, not a curated record. The transcript is spliced from 4 exons. Lineage: Eukaryota; Viridiplantae; Streptophyta; Magnoliopsida; Proteales; Proteaceae. The coding region runs from base 68 to 379 and encodes 103 amino acids.
CAGGUGGUGGUGCACAUUUGCUUUCGGCCAUCAACGCCUCGGCUCUCGCAGCUCUGAUUCCGCAGGAAUGGCCUUCUUACUAAACAAAGCCACCGCGUUUUCUCGCUCUCAGUCUCAUUCUCAGAAACCGGAAGAUCCUUUUGUUCUUUCACGCCGUCGACUCCACAUCAAACCAGGUGUUCGGGAGAAAGCUCUCUUAGAAGAAGAUCCUGCUUUGAAGCGGUUCAAGUCAUAUAAGAAGAGUGUGUGGCGAGUCAAAAGAAUGGGGGAUGUGCUCACAAUUGUUGUUGUUGCUGGCUGCUGCUAUGAGAUCUAUGUCAAAGCAGUCAUGCGGGAAGAAGCUCGGAAACAGGCACGGGCUACAAGUGAGGGAGCAUGAUGGACAUUGUAUAUCUGUGAACAUACAUUUUGUGUUCUGUUCAUCUACUUUAGAUCACUAGCUCCUAUGAGGUUACAUGUGUUUUUUUCGUUUCAUGUUGUCUGAAUAAGUAAUGAGCCUUGUGGAUCCAGUUGGUUGAAA